Messenger RNA from Xyrauchen texanus (razorback sucker), 1332 nucleotides. Its product is annotated as secretin receptor. Gene Ontology annotation, molecular function: secretin receptor activity; G protein-coupled peptide receptor activity; peptide hormone binding. The transcript has 13 exons. The record is from RefSeq and is a predicted model, not a curated record. Gene Ontology annotation, cellular component: plasma membrane. Bases 1 to 1332 code for a protein of 443 amino acids. Lineage: Eukaryota; Metazoa; Chordata; Actinopteri; Cypriniformes; Catostomidae. Gene Ontology annotation, biological process: cell surface receptor signaling pathway; adenylate cyclase-modulating G protein-coupled receptor signaling pathway.
AUGAGGAUUUCUGCCCAUUUACACCAAGUUGCUUUCGCGGCUUUGCUCCUGUGUGUGUGUGUUCAGGUUUGUGCCAUACCUCCAGAAUGUGAUCCAGACUUUGUGCUUCUCAAAGAGGAGGAAAACUGCUACAGUAUCAUCCACCAAGAGAACCUGACAGAGACUGUUCCCACAUAUUCUGGUUGCAGUGGAUUUUGGGAUCAUCUGAACUGUUGGCCUCAUGCUGAGGUCGGAGAAACCGUGUCACAGCCAUGCCCAAAGAUCCUAAGGGUCAAAGGAGUUGUGAUGAGAAACUGCUCUGAGAAUGGCUGGACAGAAACAUUUCCCCCUUAUGAGCUGGCCUGCGGCCAUUCACUCAACGACAGCUUUCAUUUUCCCACUGAUGCGGUGCUUGUCUCACACGAAUAUUUCUUUUAUGUGAGGAUUAUGUAUUCCGUUGGAUACACCAUCUCCCUUGUCUCACUCAGCAUUGCUUUCAUGGUGCUGUGUGUUUUCAGGAAGCUCCACUGUACUCGUAAUUUUAUCCACAUGCAGCUUUUUUUGUCCUUCAUUCUAAGAGCCAUUUUCAUCUUCAUUAGAGAUGCUGCACUGCAUUACUCACAGGAGUACUACCACUGCAACUCUCAUCCGCCUGGCUGCAAAGUGGCGCUGUUUCUGUCUAAUUACUGCAUCCUGGCAAAUUACAGCUGGCUGCUGGUGGAGGGUCAUUAUCUACAUUGCCUCAUUAACCUCUCACUGCGUUCACAGAAGAAACGCCUGCACUGGUACAUCCUGCUCGGCUGGGGAGUCCCACUGCUCAUUAUCAUUAGCUGGAGUUUGGCCAAAUACCUGCACCAGAAUGAAGGAUGUUGGGAGACAAGAGAUCAUGGUUGGAUAUGGUGGAUACUCCGAGUUCCAGUCAUAAUUUUUAUCACUGUAAACAUGCUGUUUUUUCUAAGUAUUAUUCGGACAUUAGUUGGAAAAUUGAAAGCUCCAGACAUGCGUGGAAAUGUGAUUAAUCAUCACAGGAAGCUGGCGAAAUCUACAUUUCUGCUGGUGUCUCUGUUUGGGCUGCAGUAUGUCCUCUUCGCAUUUUUCCCUGAUACAGUGAGCGUCCUAACCUUCAAGAUAUGGAAUGUCACAGAGCUUGCAUUAGCAUCCACACAGGGCUUUAUUGUGGCACUGCUGUACUGUUUUUUGAAUGGAGAGGUACAGUAUGAAGUUCAAAGACGAUGGAGACGGUGGCGCCUGAAGCAACAUUUACAUGGUGAUCCCAGAGUGCAUCAUGGCUCUCUAAGUAACAGUGGCCUGCCGCUGACACAGGUCUCACUGCUGACACGUCCAAGCACCUAG